Molecule: messenger RNA, 393 nt
Organism: Didymodactylos carnosus
Lineage: Eukaryota; Metazoa; Rotifera; Eurotatoria; Philodinida; Philodinidae
Source: the annotation of a GenBank genome assembly
AUGGUAUGUAAAAAAUACAAUGUAUUCGAUAUAUCACUUUCAAGACAUACAACAUUAAAACCGUUGAAAUUCGGUAUAAUCGAUGAGAUUAAAUCAACAGCUCGUAUUGGCCUCUGUGAAUUUGUUUAUGAAAAGAACAGCAUACCAUUAUUCGAUAAACAAAAGCAUAUUGAUUAUAUUGUUGAAUCUUCUAUUAGUGUCAUACAACGUCUUAUUCAAAUAUGUUCAGAUUCAGUAAUAAGACGAAGUGCAAUAAUAAAUAUUUCAACAGGUACUCAUGAUUUAUUUUCAUUAUAUAUUACAUUAAUAUUAUCAUUAAUGAUACUAACAAAUUUAUCCGUCUCUUAUCUAGAAGAUUUUCAACAACUAAAUCAAUUAAAAUUUGCUGAAUGA